GCGGAUUAUUCAAUUUGUAUAUAUUGUGACUAGUGUACAAUAUAUAUGGACUACAGUAUAAAGGGUUAAUAAAAGGCCAUCAGCAAAAGCGGAGAACCCUGCGAAGGUUAUAUACAUCGAAGCUAGGGUUUUAAGAGCGUGAAAGAAUGAAGAAGGCGAUAGCAGUGGAUGAGUUUGAUUUAGAGGAGGAGGAGCAGCAAGCGCAUCAGGCAGAGCGUGAGCGCGUUGGUGGGUGGGGAGCUUGGGGUUCACGAAGGGGCCGCAUGCCCAUGGAAUUGGACGAUGAUGACAUGUUCGCCGAUGGGGCAAUCUCCGACCACCGCCGGGUCCGCGACACCGACUUCUACAACUCCUUCGACGAUGAUUUUGAUGAUCAUGACAUCAAUUGAUCAUCAUUAUCAUCCCCUACCUUUUUCUUUCUCUUAUGUACUGUUAAACCUUUAUUAAUAAUAUAGAGGCCGGAUGAUUUUAUUAAUUUAUCGAGGUCUAACGUGAAAUGAUUAAUUUGCAGUCGCAUCCUAUAUCUGGGGUCUAAAUCACUUUUGUAUAUAUACUUUUGUUAAUUGCACUACACUUUCAAUUUUGUAUGUAUAUGCACUGUGUAGUAAGCGGCUCCCCAGACAGGGGCGGAUCUAGUAAGAGGCACGGGGGACACGUGCCCCCCCUAAAUUUUUUUUUUUACAUUUUUCACCAUUCUAAAUUUUACAAAAAUACAUAAGUGCCCCCCCAAAAUUUGAAAAUAUAUACUCCCUCCGUCCCCCUCAAUUGUUUACAAUUGAGGGGGACACGGAGACCAAGACAAUUUAUGAAAAAUGAAUAAAGUUAGAUGAAAAGUGAGUAAAGUGGUGGGACCUAUCAAUAUUUAAUAAUAGAUUUGAGAUAGUGGAGAAAAGUAGUGGGUGUAAUAGUAGUUUUUAUUGUUAAAUAUGAGAUAGUGGGGAAGAUAGUGGGUGUAAUGAUGAGAAAAACUUACUAUUUAUGGUAAUGUAAAGAAAUGAGAGGGACAUCCCAAAAUGGUAAGGGUAAACAAAUGAGAGGGACAGAGGGAGUAGGUGUUUUUCGAAAAUUUGCUUGGUGCCCCCCCUAAAUUCCGUCUCUAGAUCCGCCCCUGUCCCCAUAUACCAGUUAUUAACGCCGGAUAAUCUGGUGUUUUUAGUAGCGUAAACGUUAUAUGAAGUUUUGUUCUGUUAACCCCCACCAAUAGCGUUUUACCUGAUGUAGCGAUUUGAUUAGUAAUUAAUCGAAAAUCCAGCAUGAAUAAAUGAUAUUGGGGGCCAUUUUCCGGGAUCGUGAUAUUCUGGGUAUUAAUUCCUGGAGUUGUGUUAAUGAGGGCAACACCAGUGUUUGUGUAUGCUUGAGUGUGUGUAUAAGUACAUAUAUGUGUUGGGUUUGGCUGGAGAAAACAGUGGCAGUGAUAGCUAUGGGAUUGGUGGUGGCGGAGAGUCGCCGUAAGUUGUUGACGACGGGGAUGGUAUUGGGAGUACAGCCGAGUGUAGGUAUGAACCCCCUAAUCUCUGAGCUCAAUGAUUGUGGUGAAGGCUCUGUUGUACAACUCUCUGGCAAAAUAAAGUGUGUCUGGAUCAUCUUGUUCUAGUUCUGUGCUUCUUCUAAUCUCUGAUGUCUAUGGCUGUGAAGCCCCUGAAUUGAGGUUAUCCCUUGUUAGAGCAUCUCCAACGGCGUUGGCUAUAAUGGUUGGCUAAAUUGGACCAAUAAGACAUUAUGUAAAAUUUGCUGAACCUGUAAGACAUUUUGCUUCAAUGGUAAUGGCUAUAUUGAUUGGCUAUAAUUUAAAAAUAGUAUGUUAUUAAUAUUUUAAAUUGUUAAAAUAUAAUAUAUCAGUUCAAUAUGGUAAUAAAUGAUGUAUAAUCUUCUUACAGAUUUUCUUACAGACCUGUAGAGGUUCGACAAAUUUAGCCAUCCAUAGGAGGUUGGCUAAAUUUAUAGACAACAGGUGAGCAUGGUUGGAGUUGAGUUUUUGGAGCUGUUGGCUAAAUUUUUUUAUUUUAAGUAUGCCAACUCAUUUUUUAGCCAAGGGUUUUAGAUGGUUGGAGAUGCUCUUAAAAUGGUUUCUGGCAUAAUUUCUGCUACCUGGAAGAAAUUAAUUAAUAGGAAAAAUUCCUAUGGCGGAGAUAAAUGUAAAUGGUUGUUGUUCCUUCGGUUCUUGCAAUGGAUUGCUUUACUUUGCAGAAUACUGCUACGACGAAAAAAUCCUAGUGCUAAAUCCUCUUAGAAAUCAGCUGAGGCUUCUGCCACCCAUCUCCUUCCCGCCAAAUGAUGAUUUUCUUGCUCUUAUGAAACACUACGGAGAUCCAGAGGAAUCCCCAGUAAAUGCCUAUGGAUUAGGCUUUGAUAGUUCAACUAAUAACUUCAAAAUGGUCUGUAUUCUGCAGAAUACAGGGGAAUGCAUGGGCACUGUAGUGCACAAUCUGGGCUCAAACUCGUGGAGAAAAAUUUCAAGUGUUCCUCGAUAUCCUAUCCACGGAAAGCCUGUAUUUGUUCACGGCUUCUUGCAUUGGAUGUUAAGCCCUCUCCGACAAUUCUACGGGGACUUGCCUGUGGACCAAAACAUAAUCUCGUUCGAUGUCUGUACAGAGGAAUUCCAGGUGAUUCCGCAUCCUGGGAUUCUGUCAGAGAACAUCGAGGAAUUUGAACUAAUCGAUUGCUACGGUCAUUUUAAAUUAUUUGAUAUGAGUAACGACUUGGCCGUAGCGGAUAUCUCAAUGAGGGAUAAAGAUAUCGAUAUUUGGGUGAUGGAUUAUGCGAAAAAGGAAUGGAGCAGAGUGUAUAAUAUCAGACUGGCUGAGACGCUUGCGAGUGCUUACAAUGAAAUUUGCGUUUAUGCAAUUGCUUGUGUUUAUAAUGAUAAUGAUAUAGGCGUAUGGAAGGAGGGAGAAAUAUUUGUGAAAUCUUAUAAAGGAUACUGGAUAUUUAGUACUCACACAGGUGGCUUGAGAUUUAAAAGAAUUUCUGGUUUGGGCAAGGGUGAUGCACAAAUUUUGAGUCACACUGGAAGUUUGGUUUCCAUCUAAUACGACCCAAGUUUCUCAAGGCCGACUUGUUCCGGAAAAAAUAGUUUAGUUUUCCGUUUUUUUUAUAAUCUUGUCGGAUAAAUUGAUAAGCCAGACAUUUCCGGGCCAUCAGGUGAAAGCGGUGAUUUCUUUAUCACGAAUGAUAAAGUUAAAGUUUUAUUAAAGAGCGCCUCCAACAGAUAGAACCUUGUUGAAGAAUAUAAGAUUUUCAUGAGACUUAUUUUGAGCAGUCCCAGUCUAAGCACGCAUACAAAAUGUGAAAGUAUUUCAAACAAAAAAUUGACUCACAAUACGCUUUUCUGCUGAUAGAAAU
This is a messenger RNA of Daucus carota subsp. sativus, 3342 nucleotides long. RefSeq names its product F-box/kelch-repeat protein At3g06240. The transcript is spliced from 3 exons. Lineage: Eukaryota; Viridiplantae; Streptophyta; Magnoliopsida; Apiales; Apiaceae. Bases 2121 to 3029 code for a protein of 302 amino acids. The record is from RefSeq and is a predicted model, not a curated record.